Molecule: messenger RNA, 2147 nt
Organism: Syngnathoides biaculeatus (alligator pipefish)
Lineage: Eukaryota; Metazoa; Chordata; Actinopteri; Syngnathiformes; Syngnathidae
Gene: mafk
Product: v-maf avian musculoaponeurotic fibrosarcoma oncogene homolog K
Exons: 3
Coding region: 295-780 (161 amino acids)
Biological process (GO): regulation of transcription by RNA polymerase II
Cellular component (GO): nucleus
Molecular function (GO): RNA polymerase II cis-regulatory region sequence-specific DNA binding; DNA-binding transcription factor activity, RNA polymerase II-specific
Source: RefSeq, a predicted model, not a curated record
UGCUUGCGGAAGCGGGAGCGUGGAAUGUUAGUAACAUUGUUGUUGUUUUGGAGUGAAAUUGACUUAGCAGGACGCUCCGCUCGCAGGCUGGCUGGCUCGCCUUCUGCCGGACUCAGCAAAGCGGCUUCGACGGCCUCGUUUGCGCCGGGGGGUUAGGUUCCCACCUAACCGGACAUUAUUACUUUUUUUUUUCUACCCCUGGGAUAUUUUUUUUUUCCACGCAUUCCACGGUCCACGCGGAUCCGCGCGCUUCCACAGAGUGCGUCUCCUGUGCGAGGGUGGCCGGUUGUCCGCAUGCAGGGAAUGACGACUCCUUUCAAGACGAGCAAAGCUUUAAAGGUCAAGAAGGAAGCGGGCGAGAAUGCCCCGGCCCUCAGCGACGACGAGCUGGUGGCCAUGUCCGUGCGGGAGCUCAACCAGCACCUGCGCGGGCUGACCAAGGAGGACGUGGUGCGGCUGAAGCAGCGGCGGCGCACGCUCAAGAACAGGGGCUACGCCGCCAGCUGCCGCAUCAAACGCGUCACCCAGAAGGAGGAGCUGGAGCGCCAGAAGAUGGAGCUGCAGCGCGAGGUGGACAAGCUGGCCCGCGAGAACGCCAGCAUGCGGCUGGAGCUGGAGGCCCUGCGCGCCAAGUACGAGGCGCUGCAGUGCUUCGCCAGGACUGUGACCCGCGCCGGGCCCCUGUCGUCGGGCAAAGUGGCCACCACCAGCGUCAUCACCAUCGUCAAGUCCGCAAACCACAACAGCUCCGGGGCGACCCCCUUCUCUGCGGCGUCCUAGUGGCCGCUGGACUGGGCUCUCCUCGUCCUCGCUCAUCCUGUACUGAGAGGAAGCUCAAUCGUAAGACUGAAGGAUGCCCGACGGGAUGACAAGCGCCACCGUAUCUUGUGCCCCUUUCGCGAUUCUUCUGUCCUUUAUCUUCGCGUCCACAGACCUGACAUCCGCGUUGGCUUCGGGGCCUUUUCCCCAAUCCGUUCAGUUUACACUUUGGCACAACAUUCCCAACCUUUUACGAGGGCUUUUACAUUCUACAGGGUUUCCCAAAAGACAAUACACUUCCUUUUUUCCUAUUCAGUUUCAAGGUAUGCCAACUGGCAUCGGAUCAGUGUCUCCAACUGUAGUCUUGCGACAGUUCAAAAAGAUUAAUGGCUGUCAAACUAAUCCAAUCCAUGGCAAGUUUCCUUCAGACCUCAAGAUCUGUUUGACAAAUCAUGCAGCGGAAGGAAUACUACUGCCACCCAAGAUGGAACCAACAAACUCUUGUGUGUGUGUAGGGGGGGGGGGGGGGGGCUGCAAUGCAACUCAACAAAAGCUCGAUUCAGCGGAUGCGUCUGAGCCGCAAAGCUUUAUCCAUACUAAUUUUAUCUUGUUCAUAGGCUUCCGCGUGCUUACAAAAACUGCAAAGCCUAAGCUGUCAAAUCCUGAUGGCCUCAAUUCUGUCUGAAUGACACCUGAAAAAAAACAAGGGGGGUGGGGGGGGGGUCGAAGAAGCAAGUGUUUAGUGACUUUUGGGACACCCUGUAUUUGCACUGUGUAAACCACCCGCCCUUUGGCCCCUGACAACGUCCCGACAGCACCGGCGGGGUAAAGGUCCUCUUCUUGGAUGGCGGCAGAGAUUUAGACGGGGCUUCAGGAAGCAGCACCAGUUCCUAUUCUCAUUUUAAACGGGUGUAAUGCCACACCAGAUCAUUUCCAAGCACACAAAGUGUUGCCCAACCGAAUGGCUGAGAGGUUAUUUCCAAAGAAAUACCAGAUAUCUGUUCGUGGUGUCAGGGGAUUUACUUUUACUCGCAGUCCAGCAAGCUCCGUAGAUUGCAUUGAUUUGUCUUUUAUUUCACACCCCGCACCAUCUUCCCCACUCAGCACUCAUGAGCUGUACUUUUUAGCUGCAAAUACAGAAGGACGACUCGAAUCAAACGGAUCUGUCACCCAGUCAGGAAACUAACGGCGCGCCACGAAAAGUGCGGUGCCAAAAUUUUGCUGCGAGAGCCUGAUACAAGCUAACCGCGAUUAUAUGCUACACAUCGGCACUUAUUGUGUGAAUGCUCAGAGACAAGCACUGAAAAAAAGAACUUUUGCUCUCAUAAAUGUUACAUUUCUAUUAUAAAAACUUUUUUGUACAAUUAAAGCAUUUUUUUUAAUUAGGA